Molecule: messenger RNA, 6119 nt
Organism: Aspergillus caelatus
Lineage: Eukaryota; Fungi; Ascomycota; Eurotiomycetes; Eurotiales; Aspergillaceae
Product: putative AMP binding domain protein
Exons: 6
Coding region: 156-5723 (1855 amino acids)
Cellular component (GO): cytosol
Source: RefSeq, a predicted model, not a curated record
CUCACGAUAUCAUCGCUAGGGGGCCACAUAAGUCAGAGUGUCUGAGAUUCCCUCCAGCGCUCUACGACUGACGCCUCAAGGAUCCUGAGAUGAAGAUCAUAGAACUCUUUUAUCCUUCUAAACACGGAUUCGCAUGAGAGCCCCUCAACAAGUUCAUGUUCAACGCUUCGAAAAUGGCGGACGAUAAUCCAGAGCUGAAUAGCGCUUUGCGGAACCUCGACAGAGAAUUGGAGGAAGGAGAUAUCACGGAGAAAGGCUAUCAGAAACGCCGGACGCUUCUCCUUUCACAAUUUUUUGGCCCUAAUAGCGGCCUCGAAGUUAAUACACCCGGCUCCGGGGGACCUUCUUCAUCGUUGACGAGCUCAAAUUAUGUACCGCCGGCUAUACUUAGCGUUCGACCGCCUACCGCCGACUCUACAACUCAGGGCUACUCUUCAUUCACCAAUGGACGUGACAGCGCCCCGGGUAGCGGAAGCUUCGGAUACGAUCGAAGAAUCAGUGCGGAUACACAACACACCGUUGAUAGAGACAGCGCGUUCCUACAGGCUCUCGACCGAAUGCCCUCGUCUGGCUCAUAUGACUCUCUAUUCCUGCCGAAGUCACAACAAGCAUCUGUCACACCAGAAGACACAAGGACCGCGACACUAUUAAGUCAGAACUAUGCAUUCAACCCUGGUCCUUACCAAGAUCAUUUGGACGAGCCUGCUGGUGUUUAUGAAAUGCCACCACCUGGCGGAAUCACGCGACAGUCGACGAUGCUCGACUCACAGCAAGGAUACUUCUCUGAUUUUGCGGGACAACAACAAGAUGAUUAUAGAGAUAGCUAUGGUGGGGGCGGCUUUCAUCGUUACUCCCAGUCAGAUGCAUUUUCUCCCACUGCAAAUAUGGCACCGCCGUUGAUACCUGCUUCUGAGCUGCCUCAUGGGCCGGCAAUUGAGCAUUUGCUCCCUCUAGAACCUCGCGACAUUCCAUUUGCAGUUCAUGACCCCCAUGACAAGAAUAUGCCGAUGUCUAACUUUGACAACAUCCCGGCUGUGCUUCGGCAUCGCUCUCGGAUCCAUUCAAAACAGGCUGCUUACUGGGUAUUGGACCAAAAAGGCAAGGAGAUUGCGUCGAUCACAUGGGAGAAGCUUGCAAGCCGUGCUGAAAAGGUCGCACAGGUUAUCCGAGAUAAGAGUAAUCUAUAUCGCGGUGACCGAGUAGCACUCAUCUACCGAGAUUCCGAGGUCAUAGAGUUUGCCGUUGCGCUCAUGGGAUGCUUCAUCGCCGGCGUUGUUGCUGUACCAAUCAAUAGCCUCGAGGACUAUCAAAGCCUUAACCUUGUUCUCACCUCAACGCAAGCGCAUCUUGCAUUGACUACAGAAAAUAAUUUAAAAAGCUUUCAAAGGGAUAUUACCGCCCAAAAAUUGAACUGGCCAAGAGGUGUAGAGUGGUGGAAAACUAACGAAUUCGGAAGUUAUCAUCCGAAGAAAAAGGAUGAUGUACCGCCUCUUGUGGUUCCCGACCUGGCUUAUAUUGAAUUUUCAAGAGCACCUACGGGGGAUUUGCGCGGUGUCGUCAUGAGUCACCGAACGAUCAUGCAUCAGAUGGCCUGCCUUAGCGCAAUGAUCUCGACUGUGCCGGGCUCUUCAAAAGUCAGAUCGCAUGGAGAAACGCUCAUGAGCUAUCUCGAUCCCAGGCAUGGGAUCGGCAUGAUUUUAGGUGUGCUUCUUACAGUAUAUGGUGGCCACACAACCGUCUGGCUAGAAGACCGCGCAGUUGAAACGCCAGGCCUCUAUGCACACCUCAUCACGAAGUACAGGGCAACUAUCAUGGCUGCAGAUUACCCUGGCCUCAAAAUAGCCGCCUACAAUUAUCAACAGGAUCCAAUGGCCACGCGACAUUAUAAGAAGAAUUCUGAGCCCAACUUCGGAAGUGUUAAGCUCUGUCUUAUAGACACUCUUACUGUUGAUGCUGAGUUCCACGAGAUCUUGGCGGACAGAUGGCUAAGGCCGAUGAGGAAUCCAAGAGCUCGGGAAAUUGUCGCUCCAAUGCUUUGCUUGCCCGAGCACGGAGGUAUGGUAAUCAGUGUGCGGGAUUGGCUAGGCGGUGAAGAACGUAUGGGUUGUUCUUUGACUCAUGAAAUGGAUCCAAAUGAGCGCGAGGAUUUCAAGAAGGAGGAGAGACAGUCAGAAAAGACCAAAGACAACAGCGGGUUUGGCAGCAGUUUGUUGGGUGGGGUUUCAUCACCAGCUCCUGUCUCAAAAGAGCAAACAAAGAAUGAGCUCCAAGAAGUUCUUCUCGACAAAGAGGCUUUAAAAAGCAACGAAAUUGUCGUCUUGGCCAUGGGUGAAGAGGCUAGGAAGUUUUCUGGGUCUAUGCCACAUGCCGUGCGCGUUGGCUCAUUCGGUUAUCCUAUCCCUGAUGCUACACUGGCUGUUGUCGAUCCUGAGACAAAUUUGCUGUGCACACCGAAUGUGAUCGGAGAGAUUUGGGUGGACUCGCCAUCCCUUUCCGGAGGCUUCUGGGCGCUGCCAAAACAUACUGAAGCAAUCUUCCAUGCACGGCCCUACAAGUUCGAAGAGGGAAACCCAACUCCUGUGUUGGUGGAGCCGGAGUUCUUGCGGACUGGUCUACUGGGGUGUGUGAUUGAAGGCAAGAUAUUUGUGCUGGGCCUCUAUGAAGACCGUCUUCGCCAGAAAGUUGAAUGGGUGGAACACGGACAGGAAAUCGUUGAACAUCGUUAUUUCUUCGUUCAACAUAUGAUCGUCAGUCUUCUGAAAAACGUACCUAAGAUACACGAUUGUACAGCCUUCGAUGUUUUUGUCAACGAAGAACAUCUUCCGAUCGUGGUUCUAGAGUCAUACGCAGCGUCCACGGCACCAGCAACCUCCGGUGGACCUCCACGGCAGUUGGACUCUGUUCUCCUUGAAUCUCUAGCAGAAAGGUGCAUGGAAGUCCUCUAUCACGAACACCACUUGCGGGUCUACUGUGUCCUGCUCACCGCUCCUAACACUCUACCUCGUGUCACUAAGAAUGGCAGGCAAGAGAUCGGUAACAUGCUCUGCCGCAGAGAUUUUGAUUCUGGAACUUUACCCUGUGUUCACGUAAAGUUCGGUGUUGAGCGGUCGGUUAUGAACUUACCAGUUGGAGUUGACCCAGUCGGAGGAAUCUGGUCCCCCCUAGCCCUGACGUCAAGACAAGAAAUGCUUGCCAUGCAAGAAAAGCAGUAUUCGGGCGUAGACUACCGUGAAGUCGUCAUGGAUGAUCGCACAUCAACGCCAUUGAGCAAUUUCUCAACUAUCGUGGAUCUCCUUCAUUGGCGUGUUUCUCGUCAGGCAGAAGAGCUAGCUUAUUGCUCCAUCGAUGGCCGUGGAAAGGAAGGGAAGGGCAUCACUUGGAAGAAAUUUGACUUGAAAGUUGCCGCUGUAGCAAGCUAUCUGAGGAAUAAAGUCAAAGUUCGCCCAGGCGAUCACUUGGUGCUUAUGUAUACCCACUCAGAAGAAUACGUCUAUGCAGUUCAUGCUUGCUUCUGUCUGGGGGUGGUUGCCAUUCCUCUUCCCCCUAUCGAUCAAAAUCGGCUCUCAGAAGAUGCCCCGGCUUUCUUACACGUUAUCAAUGAUUUCAAUGUGAAAGCCAUCAUUGUAAACAGUGAUGUUGAUCAUGUGAUGAGACAGAAGCUCGUUUCGCAGCAUAUCAAGCAGUCUGCACAGGUUCUUCGGAUAGGUGUACCGGCAAUCUACAACACCACAAAACCAGGGAAACAGUCUCACGGCUGUCGAGAGCUCGGUUAUGUUGUGAAAGAUGCAUGGUUACAGGGAAGUACACCAGCAAUGGUUUGGACUUAUUGGACGCCAGACCAGAGGAGGAUAUCGGUCCAUAUCGGCCAUGAUACUAUUAUGGGUAUGUGCAAGGUACAAAAAGAGACAUGCCAGAUGAGCAGUGUAAGACCCGUUCUGGGUAGUGUUCGCAGCACCCUGAGUCUUGGCUUCCUCCAUACCUGUUUGAUGGGUAUCUAUGUUGGGGCUCCCACAUACCUCGUAUCACCUGUCGACUUCGCAACAAACCCCAUGACACUUUUCGUCACUCUUGCACGCUAUAAGAUUAAAGAUACGUAUGCUACCAGCCAGAUGUUGGACUACGCGAUGACUGCAAUGGCUGGGAAGGGCUUUCAACUUCAGGAAUUGAAGAACUUGAUGAUAUCUGCUGAAGGCCGACCACGUAUCGAUAUAUACCAAAAGGUGCGUCUGCACUUCGCUUCUGCAGGUCUCGACCGUACCGCAAUCAACAUAGUGUAUUCUCAUGUCCUCAACCCGAUGGUUGUUACGAGAUCAUAUAUGUGCAUCGAACCGAUUGAAUUAUGGCUUGACCUUCGGGCUCUGCGUCGUGGACUUGUGUGUCCCGUAGAUCCUGAUACAGACCCAACUGCCCUUGCCGUCCAAGACUCUGGAAUGGUGCCGGUGAAUACACAAAUAGCUAUUGUGAACCCGGAGACCUGUACUUUGUCACAUGUGGGUGAAUAUGGCGAGAUUUGGAUACAAUCGGAUGCCUGCGCCAAGGCAUUCUACGGUUCUAAGCAAGAUUUCGACCAAGAGCGUUUUAACGGGCGAAUUGUAGACGGUGACCCUAAUGUGGCCUAUGUACGUACUGGUGAUCUGGGCUUCCUUCACACUGUCACGAGACCUAUUGGCCCUGGAGGACAGCCCGUCGAAAUGCAAGUACUAUUUGUCCUUGGAGGGAUCGGUGAGACCUUCGAGGUCAAUGGUCUGAACCAUUUCCCAAUGGAUAUUGAAAACUCCGUUGAAAGAUGUCACCGCAACAUUGUGACUGGGGGCUGUGCUGUCUUCCAGGCAGGUGGAUUAAUUGUUGUUGUUGUUGAAGUUACAAGGAAAGCUUACUUGGCAUCUCUUGUGCCUGUGAUUGUCGACGCUAUUCUAAACGAGCACCAAGUUGUUGCCGAUAUCGUGGCAUUUGUUUCUCAUGGAGACUUCCCUCGAUCCCGAUUAGGCGAGAAACAGCGAGGCAAGGUCUUAGCGUCUUGGGUCACACGGAAACUACGAUCUAUCGCCCAGUUCAGUAUUCGCGAUAUGGAGGGGCCAGAAAAUCCGUUCUCAGAGGCCCCGCAGCAUCGCGUCAGCCGAAGCUCAAAACCCGGAAGCAUGAUGGGCAACAGCACUCGACGAUCUACCGUGAUUCCGGAUAGCGACUCAGCUGUACCCCGCUCACCAGCUCCAGUGCUUAUGGAGCAGCCUGAAGCACCUGGUUCCUAUCAUGCUACGCAGGAAAGAGAAGGACCGGCGAUUGAUAGCCCGAUCACCAUUCCCGAAACAAUUCCCUCAGUUCCAUACAUCGCGGAACCGACACGACCGACAACAUCCUCAACUACUGGGGGUCUUCCGGCAAAAGCUGAAGUUCCCGCAACGAUUGGAAACCCUGACUUUGGAUUCGACUUCGGUGAUUUUGCUAACUCAGCGGGCACAACUCCAUUGGAAGCAAGCACCCCCGCGAUUGAAAAUUUACCUUACCGUAAUCCUCCUAGGGGCGACUCUCUUGCCCAUAAACAACAGCUUGCUGGUGUUCCUAGUGGUUUCUCAACUGGCCAACCUGAUUUCUACGACAGACGGCCUGACGCACCGGACGUCGGUGCUGGCGACUGGCCACAAGAAGCUCUUAUGUACCAGUCAACGCUGGGAGUUGAUGAUACAUAUGGUCAGGGUGGGGUUCACAAGUACACCCAGCAGUAACAAUGACAUGGCAAGACGGCGGUAUGACGGAAAUAACUACGGGAUCUGAAAACACGCAAACUUCAUCAGUUCACCAUGCAACAAUGGUCAUGACAUAUAGAUGGGGUAAUUAGAUGCAGAUGCUUUGAUAUAGUGUUGGCUGUCUUGUAUCCCGUUUCUGGCAUAGAGAGUACUUGGAGCCCGCCCUUCUCUUUCUUCAUUAUCUAUGUCCCCUAAACAUUUCAUCGCUUUUAUGACUUUACAAAACCCAUUGCCUCUUUAGCCCAUUCCCCCGUGCGCAUUUAUCUUUUCGCUGUUGUCUUCGUUCAAAUGAUUUGUCUGCUUUACACUAUGAACGACAUUCAACGUUCUGUACAUACAUAGCCUAUGAAUGAAUAUGCUACGUUCUUUUAGCUA